This is a messenger RNA of Spodoptera exigua (beet armyworm), 3712 nucleotides long. Lineage: Eukaryota; Metazoa; Arthropoda; Insecta; Lepidoptera; Noctuidae. The record is from the annotation of a GenBank genome assembly.
GUCAAGUUGACAUAUCACCGAUUCACCACAACAAUCAAGGGUGGCGUUAUUUUAGAAAUAAAUAAACAUUUAAUUCGUUAUGCUUUAAUUUGUCUUUAGAGUCGUGUUCAAGUAUUAAAAGAAUUAACUUUGUUAUCCUCUACGAAGACAUAUUUAUUUGUGUGGAAUAUUUUUGAAAAUAUCAGGGUGUAAAAUAACCCAUAUCAAAAAAGACUUCAAUCUAAGUAAUAAAAUUAGGACCCUUUUGAUUCAAGUUAUAUAGAUAGCAGUAUGGCUGACGAAUAUGCUGCAGUUAAGCGUGGAAAAUUAAUUCUGAAAGGAGACAAGCCUAAGGCCAAGAAACGCAAACAUAAGAGAAAAGAAAAUUCAGAAGAUUCAAAAGUAGAUGAGGACUCCAUGAAACAUGGUGGUUGGUGGAAGGUUGAUAAAAUUGAAGAUAUAACCGGCUCAAUAUCCAUAGAGUUUGGCAAUAAUUCUUAUGUGUCAGCUUUGGAUAAUGGCCUUUUUACUCUUGGUGCUCCACAUGGAGAUGGGGAAGGUCCUUCUCCAGAAGAAAUAUUUACUGCAUUUCCAGCCGGAGAGAACAAAUUUGCUUUGAAAUCUGGGUAUGGCAAGUAUUUGGGAGUAGCAAAGGAUACUGUGGUUGGGAGAUCUGAUGCAGUAGGAGCUAUGGAACAGUGGGAGCCUGUGUGGCAGGAUGGUAAAACAGCCAUCCUGAGUUCUUUAAACAAGUUUAUGUCUGUGGACCCUGAAGACGAUGCAGUGGUUGCUCGCACUACUUCAGCUGGUGUAAAUGAAUUUUGUAACAUCCGCAGCAAUAAGACUAAGGAGGUCAACAAGUCUGUACUUCCUGAUGAAGAGCAGGCUGAUUUAUCACAAGUUGAAGUUAACUAUGUCAAGAAGUUCCAGAAAUUCCAGGACAAGAAGCUGAGGCUGAAUGAUGGCAGUAUUUCAGAGCUAAAGAAAGCUAAGACAGAAGGAAACCUGCAUGAAACAUUAUUAGAUCGUAGGAGUAAGAUGAAAGCUGACAGAUAUUGUAAAUAGACUAGUUUUAUAAAAAUAUAAAGCUGAUUUUUUCAUUUUUCUUUUACUUAUUAGACAUAACAAGUUUACAUUUACCAACUGAGAACUCAUGAUAGAAUCUAGUGUCUAAAGGAAACACAAUGUUAGCUACAAAACAAUAAAACUACAAAAUCAUUAAUCAAAUUCGUUUAAUUAUAGCAAUAAGUAUUACACAAGUUACAAUGAAAAUCAAUGGUAAACAAAACACAAAUCACUUUCGAAUGUUUUUAUUUAAUUUCUCAUGUAAUAAGUUCCGGUACAUUGGCCUAAACGAUUUGCGAUAAAUUUAGAAUACACUGUAUUUUACAGAGAAACCAUUUACUUAUAAUCAGAUAAUUUGAAUAUGCUACCUACAUGUCUUAUAUAAAAACGAUAUCUACACCUAAAUCUAGUGUUAGACUAGACACAGACCUAGUCUAUUGGAACAUGAUUUAAAGUGGCCUCAGUGGUCCAGUCUAAAGUAAUGGUGUAUAUUGGAUUCUAUUAUAGUUGGUAUGUGAGUGUGCGGUAUCAUAUCUGGCGUGUUUACAACCCUUACUUAAACACAUUAAUCACUGGUCACUAUGUUUAAGCUAAAGUUUAUUCUGUACAAUUUUUAAUCAAGGUAAAUACUCCACCUAAUUUAAAACGAAAUAUGAUUUAUAAUAUAGAACUUUCAAUAUGUAAUAUAUUAUUCUCAAAUCUCAAUUGAAACUAAAAUCGUAUAUUUCAAGAGUCAAUUUUUAUUUUAUUAUAUUUAAUUUUAUUUUCAAUGAAAUUUCGGAUAAUUUUCCUUAUCGUAAUUUGAUGCCCUUUAUUAGCUGAAUAAUUAUAAAAACACGCUAGAUAUACCUAUCGCACAAACACAUUCAGAUAAGUUACCCUAUGCAUUGUGUUCAAAAUCAGUCGAAGGCCAUCUGAGGCUGAUACCAGACAAUCGAAGCAUUUCAUUGAAUCGCAAUACGCUAUGGCUAGUCCCACCAAGUAUUGCUUAAAAUAAAUAUACACAUCCUGUUCAAAAGAGUUUUCUUGCCUGUUGUACUGUUUUAUUGCAAACAUAAUAAAUAAUAAAAGAUCGGUGGGCAAAUUUAUAUAUUCAACAUGUGUCAACAGAUUUUGAUGUAUGAGAUUGCAUAUUUAAUAUUUUAAAUAUAUACUUGUAUGAGAGGAGCAUUGCAAAAUCAUAAUAUACAUACAUCUAAAAUAAAUGCUAAAAAUAUACACGUAAUCUUAUGUCUACAAGUUAAUUGGACAAAUAAUACAUACAAAAUACAAUGUAAUGUACUGACCAUUGAUGUAUCAAGCUCCUCGUGUGGUCAACCAAUAUUUACAAACACUGUGAAAUAAUGGUAAUGAAAAAUGUGCAGCAUGCUUUGCAUAAAUAUAGUACUAGGGGCGCGUCAAACGAGAAUUGUUCUAAUAGAAAAGAAAACAAAAAAUAUUGUGUAUAAACAAUACCUGUUUGUUUUAUUCUUUACAAAAGUCGUUACAAAUCAGUUUACAUCAUUCGCACGACAAAACACCCGAAACAGCUCGCAAGAUAUGAAUAAAAAAUAUUAACGGCUCAUACACACUGAAAUGUUCACUCAUUACUAGGUUUUGGCAUGAAUGGCGGAGCGCCUUCUAUACUACCAUUUUUGAAAUGAAAUCAUAUAGUCGUUGUGGCUUCGGAGACAAUAUAACAAGGAGAAAUAAUUGUGGACAUGACUUUAGAAUUAAGAAGCAAGACAAGAGUUCAUUCUAAGUUCUUUAUACACAGUUUCUUUCAAACAGAAUGCUUGGAGUGUCACAUUAUACAUAGCUAUUACCGCCCGCAAUAAACUACUAACAUUAUAAUAAUAAAUUGCCCUGUUUUAUCUGUAAUAAAUUACAUUACAAACCUUUAUGGCUCAAGUAUUUCAAGGAAUUCAGUGAGUGAGCUUGUUAGUUUUUUAAUAACAGUACGAUUUGGGAUACAUCUCGCAUAUUUAUAAUACUUAUAAUUAUGUAGACAUGACAACCUAUAAAAACAUGUAAAAUAAUAUGGAACUACUAAUUUGAAUAACAUUCUAUACUCCUUCACUCUCGGUACCACAUCAAUUAACUUGAUCCGGUACAGUCAAUAUCAAGUCGUUAUAAAAACAUCUUAUUAGGCGUAAUGCUUGAACGACGAAUACUAUACGGCACGGCUCGUUAAGCCGAAGCUUUGCGGCACGAAAAUCCACGCAACGGUCCUACGUAGCAUUGGUUCAUUUUAUCCUAAAUGUUGGCGAGGAACAAAGAGUACAGCACCUAGGCCAAAAGCAUGGUAUGAUUUCGAUUUAACCGCAUUCGUCGCUCACAGAACAAGUUCCUAACCCUUGCACUUGCUUCGUUUGCAUUGGUCAAUAUUGUUAAAGAGAACUGAAGGCUGAAAAAUAAAUAAAACUGAAUUGUGUUUUCUUGUUUCUAAGGGACCACAGUGUCAUGUCUACAUAACCAUUUUACCAGUAGUAUUGGACUUACCAUUGUGUUGUGAGAGAGCACACACAUUCUCUUUCCCUAACUUAGACCUAACAUACCAUUGAUAUAGCCCUUCAUAUCUAAUCAAGUCUUUUUCACUUUCCUUAUAUUGACCAAUUCAUAAUAAGACCUAUCCACAUUGUUAUGAACAAUGUCUCUCCCACUAUCCAUGGAGAAGUGUACAAAUGGA